GGGAGAUUCCGCAAUGCUGAAGUCAUCUAAAAUGACCAAAGAAGCUGCUGCAAUGUUUGGACGCCCAUUCUGAAAUGUUGUUGGACUCGCAGAUCUGAUGAGCAGCAUUGGCUUCAGGGAUGUUUACGUCAAACGAUUCAGAUGGCCAACGAAAUCAUGGGUUCAUCUCUGCCAAUGCCGGUGUUGGUAUACACGUCAGCAGGGGCCUUGUGGGCCGGUACGAAGCUCAAUAAUCUUGGUAUUGAACUGCGUAUAUCUAUGUAAGGAGGAAGUUGGUGGGCGUAGCCCACGAUUCCUCCGUUGGGUGUAAGUAGGUGGAAGGGCCGUUUGCAACGGCCCAGACCACCUUCCAAAUCCACCCUUUUCUGCCGUCAAUAUUCC
Colletotrichum phormii is the source of this 381-nucleotide messenger RNA. RefSeq lists its product as uncharacterized. Bases 98 to 310 code for a protein of 70 amino acids. NCBI's taxonomy places the organism in Eukaryota, Fungi, Ascomycota, Sordariomycetes, Glomerellales, Glomerellaceae. The record is from RefSeq and is a predicted model, not a curated record. The transcript has a single exon.